AUGCCCUCAACCCGCUCCUCGACUCGCGGCAACUCGCCGACGCACUCUCACCAAUCUUCCCCCUCCCGGUCGCGAGCCGCCUCCGCCGCCCCCACUGCCGUAGCUACUGUCGAGACCAACGGCACCAGUGGCGACACGACCGAGAGCAGCGAGAUUGUCCUCUCCGAAACGCUUGACGUCGGUGACGUCUUCCCCUUCUUCAUUCUCGCCUUUGCGGCCCUCGGCGCCGGCUUCGUCCUGACGGCCUGGAGUGCGCCGCGCGUCAAGUCCGACUGGUCCGCCGUACCCGUUCUCAUCCUCGGUAUCAGUGCAAUGCUCCUCUCUCCGCUCAUUGGGUACUCGCUCUCGCUUGGCGUGUGGAAAGUUGCGGGCAAGGCGGGGCCGAAGCUCAUCGCGACGGCUAUCGGAUGCGUGUUCAUCGCUGCGCUCGUGCAUCAGAACCUGGAGAUUAAGGACUUGCAGUCGCAGCUGGAGCAAAUCAGGGGUGAGAUCUCGGACCUCAAGAGCGCGAAGCAGGAGAACCCCCUCAAGAAGCUCGGUAUCAACUGGUGA
Trichosporon asahii var. asahii CBS 2479 is the source of this 552-nucleotide messenger RNA. RefSeq lists its product as uncharacterized. The record is from RefSeq and is a predicted model, not a curated record. NCBI's taxonomy places the organism in Eukaryota, Fungi, Basidiomycota, Tremellomycetes, Trichosporonales, Trichosporonaceae. Bases 1 to 552 code for a protein of 183 amino acids. The transcript has a single exon.